Boleophthalmus pectinirostris (great blue-spotted mudskipper) is the source of this 1825-nucleotide messenger RNA. RefSeq names its product leucine rich repeat and Ig domain containing 2 (gene lingo2). Gene Ontology annotation, cellular component: plasma membrane. The transcript has a single exon. Lineage: Eukaryota; Metazoa; Chordata; Actinopteri; Gobiiformes; Gobiidae. The record is from RefSeq and is a predicted model, not a curated record. Gene Ontology annotation, molecular function: protein binding. The coding region runs from base 8 to 1825 and encodes 605 amino acids.
CAAAGUCAUGCUGCACACAGUCGUCUCAUGCUGGCAACCAUUCCUGGGACUGGCCCUGGUGGCUGUGUUCAUGGGUUCGACUCUGGGAUGCCCCUCACGCUGUGAGUGCUCCGCCCAAACCAAGGCCGUCGUCUGCCACCGUAAGAGGAUGCCCACCAUACCUGAUGGCAUCCCGACGGAAACAAGGAUCCUGGACCUCAGCAAGAACAAGCUGACCAUGAUCAACCCAGAUGACUUCAUGAACUUUCCUGGGCUGGAGGAGUUGGACCUCAGUGGGAAUAUUAUCAGUUACGUGGAACCAGGAGCUUUUAACGCACUGUAUAACAUGCACUCCCUCAGUCUGAAGAGCAAUCGAAUCAAGCUCAUUCCGUUGGGUGUCUUUGCGGCGCUGACCAAUCUGACCCGGUUAGAUAUAAGUGAUAACAAAAUCGUCAUACUGUUAGAUUACAUGUUCCAGGACCUGCACAAUCUAAAGUUUUUGGAAGUCGGCGACAAUGAUCUGGUCUACAUUUCGCACCGUGCGUUUAGUGGACUCAUGAGUUUGGAGAUUCUUACCUUGGAGCGGUGCAAUUUGACCGUUGUACCGACCGAAGCACUUUCUCACCUGCACAACCUGGUCAACCUUCAUCUUCGUUACCUCAGCAUCAGCACUUUGCAUCCCUACUCCUUCAAGAAGCUAUUUCGACUGCGGCAUUUGGAAAUCGACAACUGGCCUUCCCUGGACCACGUUCCGGCGAAUACGUUGCACGGUCUCAACCUUACCACUCUGUUUAUUACCAACACCAACUUGUCAUCUUUUCCAUAUCAAGCUUUGAAACACUUUCUGUUCCUAACCCACCUUAACUUAUCCUACAACCGAAUUCGACAUAUUGAAGGCGGGAUGCUUUCGGAGUUGGUUCGCCUUCGGGAGUUACACAUGGUCGGGGCGCAGCUUACCGCAAUAGAACCGUACGCAUUCCAAGGACUGCGACAGCUUAAAGUCCUCAAUGUCUCUCACAACCGUCUAGACACGUUAGAGAAGGGAGUGUUCCAAUCUCCGGAGACCCUUGAAGUCCUUUUGAUCGAUAACAACCCCUUGGUGUGCGAUUGCCGUCUCAUGUGGAUACUGCAGAAAAGACAUUCUAUAUUCUUUGGAGAAUCACAACCAGAAUGCAGCACGCCUGAGGGAAUCCGAGGACGGCCUUUUAAGGAAUUUAAGGAAACGUUGCUGUCUUAUUACGUAACAUGCACCAAGCCAAAAAUCCGUGAGAAUAAAACGCAAACAGUUACAGUUGAUGAGGGCCAGCAAGCUAUCCUACGCUGCAGCGCCGAAGGGACACCAAGACCCAUAAUAUCUUGGCUUUCCCCGCGAAGGAGAGUCUUGACGAGUAGGAAUCAUGGAAGGGUUGCAGUCCACAAUAAUGGCACUCUGGUGAUUAAAUCAGCGGAGAUACAGGAUAGUGGCGUGUACCUUUGCCUAGCAUCCAACACCGCAGGGAAUGACACCCUCAUGACCUCCUUAGCUGUGAAGAGCCUUGGUUCCUUGUAUGCAAACAGGACCCUCUACUACACGGACCUGAGCAAUUCCACCACCAACUCAACCAACAACAUCACCUUGGGGUUGAACCUAAAGACUAUUCUGGUGUCGACGGCCAUGGGGUGUUUUACGUUCCUGGGAGUGGUUUUGUUGUGUUUCGUCCUUCUCUUCGUGUGGAGCAGAGGUAGAGGAAAUCAUAGAAAUAACAUUGACGUUGAGUAUAUCCCUCGUUCACAGUCCAACGGAACCAACGUGGAUUCAGCAGAGGGUCAAGCUGCCGGCCGUCGAUUCAACAUGAAAAUGAUGUGA